Molecule: messenger RNA, 679 nt
Organism: Camponotus floridanus (Florida carpenter ant)
Lineage: Eukaryota; Metazoa; Arthropoda; Insecta; Hymenoptera; Formicidae
Exons: 3
Coding region: 190-561 (123 amino acids)
Source: RefSeq, a predicted model, not a curated record
UUCUGACAGAACACGACAACAAGAGGAAAGAGAGAGACGAAAAGUAUGAAAAUUGGCGGAAUUAGCGGCAAGACGCGAUCAAAUCUGAUUGGCGUUAACGGUUUGGGCGCGAAAUGCUGGCCAAUCAGACACCGAUUGAGAUAAUUUGGCUGCGUAAAGUGUUCAGUCCUUCCUUUUUCGUUCGUCGGAAUGGAGCUAUCUGUCGGCAUUAAUCUCGACAUUAGAAAUUCUACAGCUACCAAGAACACGAUAUUGUUGCACGAAUAUACUAAGGAAAACAUCAAGCAUUUCGAAGAUUUGUCGAUAAUUUCUGAGGAUAUUUACGUGAUUCUGAACAUGAUGCGGACGUCUUUCGAGCGACACAGCACACGCGGCUUGCUUUUAUUUCGUACUUGGUAUUAUGACUUUCCCAUCGAAGAGCUUAAACCCAAAUCUGUGAAUUUAUUUUUCAUCAGUUGUGAACGGCAAACCACCCAUAAAUUACAACAAAUGUUGCAUCGCAGGAAGGAUUUCCAUAAUUCGCCAGCGCGGACGUAUAAAGUUGACCGUCCGACCGCUUAAAACCUCGACGAAGAAACUUAUUCGAGCAACGAGCGAAGACGCGUCGCGCAUAUAUUAGAUGAGACUGUUUGCGACGCUGCGCUUUUUCCGGUAAGUUAUACCUUAUUCUUAUGAAUUU